Messenger RNA from Anopheles coluzzii, 732 nucleotides. RefSeq lists its product as uncharacterized. NCBI's taxonomy places the organism in Eukaryota, Metazoa, Arthropoda, Insecta, Diptera, Culicidae. The transcript is spliced from 2 exons. The record is from RefSeq and is a predicted model, not a curated record. Bases 1 to 732 code for a protein of 243 amino acids.
AUGGCAGAAGUACAGAAAGUAGUGCUUUUGAUAACGGAGCUUCUGCAGAAGCUAGCACAGCCAACAACUGCCCCUAGCAUCCCGGAGCAAACUCUCCAGGCGUUGGUAAGCACCUUCAGCGAAUUUUCGUUUGACUCGGAAAAUGAAAUCACUUUUGAGGAGUGGUACAGCCGGUAUACGGACGUUUUCGAAUCGGAUGCCCAGAACCUAGACGAUUCCGCCAAGGUGCGUCUGCUGCUGAGCAAGUUGGACACACCAUCACACGCCAGGUAUGUCAACUACAUCUUGCCGAAGCUUCCCAAAGAUGUCAAUUUUGCUGGCACCGUCAAGAUACUAUCGCAAAUGUUCGGCACACACACCUCCUUUUUUAACAAGCGUUACCAGUGCCUCCAGCUAGUAAAAUCUGAAGCAGAGGACAUCAUCACCUACGGAGCAAAGGUGAAUCGUGCAUGCGAAAAUUUCGAUUUAAAAGAUAUGAGCAUCGAUCAAUUUAAGUGUUUGGUGUUUGUGAGUGGCCUCAAAGGUCAUGCCUACGCCGACAUUCGAGCUAGGCUAAUUUCCCAGCUCGAUGGUGAAAUAGCAGAAGCUCACGUGACUCUACACAGCUUGAUUCGUGAAUAUCAGCGACUCGUCAAUCUCAAGGCGGACGCAUUGAUGAUUGAUCGCCAGCCAUGCUCGAAACAGGAGCAGGGAAACUCUCAUCAGCAGCACUCUUCGAAAACGGAAGGAUAA